AUGCCUUCAGCCUGUGAGACGCCUAGUAGUGAUAGCCGUAGUGCCACCGAUGCCAACAGUCAGCAGACCAAUGGACAGUCCACCACGAAGACCACCACCAAGGGAAGCAAUGGAACGGCAAAGGCCGCCGCCGCCGCGGGCUUCAUCGACGACGACGUCGACUAUGAAAUGCCGACAAGGGCCACCGCUGCUGCAACUGCGGACAACACGGUCGCUACCGUUUCCGCCGCCUCUUCGUCUCCGCCUAGUCAGAAUGGAGAGAAGGGAGGCGAGGCCACAGCCUCUUCGGACGACUUUAUCUUCAUCCAGGACACGGGCUUCAACGUGAAGAUUGCCCCGCCGGGGAUGGAGCCCUUUGAGUUGCAGGUCUCGCCGCUGGAGCUAGUGCAGGAGAUCAACCACCAGCUGAUUGACCGCGAGGACACCUGCCACCGAACCUGCUUCUCCCUCCAGCUCGAUGGCGUCACGCUGGACAACUUCAGCGAGCUGAAGAACAUUGAGGGGCUGAAGGAGGGCUCGGUGAUUCGCGUCGUGGAGGAGCCGUACACGGUGCGGGAGGCGCGCAUCCACGUGCGACACGUGCGCGACCUGCUCAAGUCGCUGGACGCCUCGGACGCCUACAACGGGGUGGACUGCAGCUCGCUCUCCUUUAUGAACCUGAUUGCACAGACGGACGUGUACGACUCAAAGGGGCGAAAUGGAAGUGGCAGUGGUGGAGGUGGAAAGUCGGCUGCUGCCAGCGCCCGCAACGACAGCAACAGCAGUGGCCAGCUGGACUGCCUCCCGCCGGACUUUGUGCUGCCCAUUGUGGAGAAUAACAAUGCCAGUGCCUCUACGACAAACGGAAGUGCUGCCACUACCACAACCUCUGCUUCAACGGUGCCGAAUGGCAAUGCUCAAUCACAUCAAAACGGAGGGGGUAGUCCGCCGCCCAGUCCCCCGGUGCCGCCUACCACUACCUCUUCCUCCUCUUCGUCUACUUCUCCCACCACCGCCACAGCCUCCUCUUCCUCUUCAUCCCCCAAUGCCUCUGCCUCCGUCCAGCUGACGCCGCUCAUUCCGCAGCCCCGGUCGGCGGCGGCGGCCGGCACCACCUCCUCUCCAACGGCCCUCAAGGUGCUCACCGCCUCUGGGUGGAACCCCCCGCCCGGAAGUCGCAAGCUGAAGGGCGACCUGAUGUACCUCUACGUGGUCACCCUCGAGGAGAAGCGCAUCCACAUUACCGCCUCGACGCGCGGCUUCUACGUGAACCUCUCCACCGACGAGGUGUUCAACCCGAAGGCUGCAGGUGGCGAGCCGGCUGUGGGGGGCCGCCAGCAGAUCUACCACUCGCUGGUGGACCUGCUCGCCACGCUCUCGCCGGCCUUUCGCCGAAACUACGCGCUCAUUCAGCGCCGCCGCCACCAGCGCCACCCCUUUGAGCGCCUGGUCACUCCCUAUCAGCUGUACAGCUGGGCCGCCCCGCCGCUGGAGCACACGGUGGACUCGAUUCGGGCGGAGGACGCCUUCAGCUCGAAACUGGGCUAUGAGGAGCACAUGCCCGGGCAGACGCGGGACUGGAAUGAGGAGCUGCAGACGACGCGCGAGCUCCCCCGGAAGACUCUAGCGGAGCGCAUUAUUCGCGAGCGGGCCAUCUUUAAGGUGCACUCGGACUUUGUGGCCGCUGCUACGCGGGGGGCGAUGGCCGUCGUCGACGGGAACGUCAUGGCACUGAACCCGAGCGAGGACACGAAGAUGCAGAUGUUCAUCUGGAACAACAUCUUCUUCAGCCUGGGCUUUGACGUCCGCGACCACUACAAGGAGCUGGGAGGGGAUGCGGCCGCCUUUGCCGCCCCCUGCAACGACCUGCACGGCGUGCGCGCCUACGCCGCCAUUGACAUUGAGGGCCUCUAUACGCUGGCGACGGCGGUGGUGGACUACAAGGGCUACCGAGUGACCGCCCAGAGCAUCAUCCCGGGCAUUCUGGAGCGCGACCAGGAGCAGUCGGUGGUGUACGGGUCGAUUGACUUUGGCAAGACGGUGGUGACCAAUGAGCGCUACCUGGAGCUGCUGAACAAGGCCGGCCAGGCGCUGAAGAUUGUGCCGCACAAGGUGCUCAGUGGCGAGGAGAACACCGAGGUGGAGAUCUGCUCCUCGGUGGAGUGCAAGGGCAUUAUAGGCAAUGACAGUCGCCACUACAUUCUCGACCUGCUGCGCACCUUUCCCCCCGAUCCGCACUUUGUGGUGGUGGAGGAGGGUCAGGAAAAUGGGCAGCAGGAGAAGCCCGAGCUGAGCGCCGAGAUGGUCGCCCUCGGCUUUCCCCGCCGCCAUAAGCACAAACUGUGUUCCCUUCGGCAGGAGCUGGUGGACGCCUUCUUUGAGUCGCGGUACAUUCUCUUCAUCAAGCUGGCCGCCCUCUACCUCCAGCAGUCGGAUAUUAAGAAGUUUAAGAGCGGGGCUGCCGCCGCUGAAGAGGAAACUCCCGAGGAGAAGAAGGCCAUUGAGGCGGCCAUGGAGAAGUUGGAUGAGGAGGAUGCCGCUGAAGAGGCUAAGGAGCAGGAAAAGAAGGUCACUUCGACGAUCACUGAUUCCUUUUCUNAUUCGCAGCAGCAGCAGCUCUCCCCGCGGGACCUGGAGAACACCCGUGAGAUUAUCCGGAAGGCGGCGGCCGACGUGGGCUCACUGAGCGAGACCGAGUUUGACCUGCGCUUCAACCCGGACAUCUACUCGCCGGGGGUGCGCCACGCGGACGUCGAGGGGGCGGCCUUUGCCCGUCAGAAGAAGCUGAUCAAGGAGGCGGCGGAGUUUCUCAUCAAGUCGCAGAUUCCCUCGCUGAUUCGCGAAUCGCUGGAGCACUCGCAGUACCUCUACGACGGCCUGACGCUGACGGAGGCGAUGCACAGCCGCGGCAUCAACAUUCGCUACCUGGGCCGGGUGGCCGACCUGGUGGCGAAGCACGAGACGCUCGACUACCUCAUGAACAUUGUGGUCACCGAGCUGGUGUGCCGCUCUGCGAAGCACCUCUUCACCGCCUACAUUCAGUCGGUGGAGGUGGUGUACCUGUCGACGGCGAUUGCGCACUUUCUCAACUGCCUCCUCUCUUCGGCGGUGCCCAGUCCGGCGGCUCUGUUUGCCGGUGAGGAGACCGGAAAGGGUCACCACGGCAGCGGCAAGCGAAAGGGCAAAAAGGGAGGCGGAGGCAAUGGCGGCAGCUCUUCUAAAUCCUCGGCUGCCUCCAAGAAGAUCGGCGACCAGUCGAAGAGCACCGAUUGGGCCUCGCUGACCGCCCGCUCGCUGUGGGCGCAGCUGCGCUCCGAGAUGGACGCCUACUAUGGCUGGUCGGUGGGCGGAAACGGAGGCGGCGUCGUGGACUCCCUGGACGCCCUCCUCUCCCGGUACGCCAUUCAGAAGAUCUCCCUGCUGCGGCUGUUUGCGCUGCGCACCGGGCUGCAGGUCCUCCUGCGGGAGUACCACUUUGAGCACCGCUCCCGGCCGGCCUUCAGCGAGGAGGACGUCCUCAAUGUCUUUCCCAUUGUGAAGCACAUUGCCCCCCGGGCCUCGGACGCCUACAACUUCUUUCAGACGGGCCAGCGGAAGAUUCAGGAGGGCGCUCUCCGCGAGGGCUACGACUACAUCACCGAGGCUCUGAAUCUCUUCAACAACGUCUACGGCCCCCUUCACUCGGACAUUGUGCAGUGUCUGCGGCUGUUGGGGCGGAUCAACUACGUCCUCGGUGACUACCAGGAGGCCACCUCCUUUCAGCAGAAGGCGGUGCUGAUGAGCGAGAAGGUGAACGGCAUUGACCAUCCGCACACCAUUUCCGAAUAUAACUUUCUGGCGCUGUACAGCUUCUCCAACCAGCAGAUCUCGGCGUCGCUCAAGUUUCUCUACCGCGCCCGGUACCUGCUCGCCCUCAUUCACGGCCAGAACCACCCGGAGAUGGCCAUUAUUGAUAGCAACAUUGGCCUGAUUCUGCACGCCAUCGGCGAGUACGAGUCCUCGCUGCGCUUCCUCGAGCACGCCCUCGCCCUCAACCUGCACUACUUUGGCCGACGCCACCUGAAGGUGGCCCUCAGCUACCACCUGGUCGCGCGCACCCUCUCCUGCAUGGGCCUCUUUCGCGGGGCACUGACCAACGAGAAGGAGACCUAUGCCAUCUACAAGCGCGAGCUGGGCGAGGGCCACGAGAAAACGAAGGAGAGCAGCGAGUGCCUGCGCCACCUGACCAACCAGGCGGUGGUGCUGCAGAAGAAGAUGAACGAGAUCUACAAGGGCAAUGUCAAUACCAUAAUCCCGCCCAUUCAGAUUCAGCCGCCGUCCAUUAGCGCCGUCCUCGAGAUGCUCAACGUCGUCAACGGGAUUCUCUUUCUGCAGAUUAGCGCCGCAGAUGUGGAGAACCUGAAGGAGAUGCAGCAGCAGCAACAACAGCAGAGCUCGGCUGACAAGUCAACGCCCACCACCGAAGAGAAGAAGAAGGAGGAGGAGGAGGAGAUCAAGGCCAUCAAGGACUCUGGGGAUGAGGGAGGAAAAGCUGCUGCUGCUGCUGAUAGCAUUCCUCAGUCCUCAGCAGCUUCAGUGGCCGUGGACAAUCGUGCAUGA
Molecule: messenger RNA, 4578 nt
Organism: Rhagoletis zephyria (snowberry fruit fly)
Lineage: Eukaryota; Metazoa; Arthropoda; Insecta; Diptera; Tephritidae
Source: RefSeq, a predicted model, not a curated record